AUGAGUGCGCAGUCUCUGUCGUGGACCCUGUUUGUGAAGCUGAUUGCCCUGUACAAUGGGGACCUCUCGCUGCUUACCGCCCCGCCGUUCAUCUUGCUGCCGGUGUCGCAGGUCGAGUACUCCCAGUACUGGGCGGAACACCCGCAGUUGUUGGUGGCGCCGACGAAGUUGACCACCGACGACGGGGCGCCCCGAGCGGAAGUUGACGCCAUGGCGCUCAAACGGAUGAUCGCCGUCACCAAGUGGUUCAUCUCGACGUUGCGCUCGCAGUACUGCCUGAGAAACGAGCUGAUGGGGUCGGAAAAGAAGCCCCUCAACCCGUUUUUGGGCGAGGUGUUCGUCGGCCACUGGCAGGACGACGUCGGCGAAACGACGUUGCUUUCGGAGCAGGUGAGCCACCACCCGCCGAUGACGGCGUACGCCAUCAACAACGACGCCACCGACACCCAUUUGCAGGGGUACAACCAGAUCAAGGCGACGUUCUCGGCCACCAGCAUCAACGUCAAGCAGUUUGGCCACGCGCUCUUGCGCUACGGCUCCCUCAACGAGGACUACCUCAUCACGUUGCCCCCCUUGCACAUCGAAGGGCUCUUGGUGGCGCUGCCGUUCGUCGAGCUUGAAGGCAAGCUGUACAUCCAGUGCCUGAACGGGAUGAUUGCCGUGAUUGAGUACUCCGGCCGUGGUUACGUCACUGGCAAAAAGAACACGUUCAAGGCGCGGAUCUACCCCGACGUAUUAAGCUCCAAUAAAAAGGAAAAGGCGUUGGUCACCAUCGGUGGCCAGUGGCUGGGCAAGCUGUACAUUGCCAAGGGCCACUCGCUGCCCCUGCUGAAGGACGAGUUGUUCUACGACGCCAACGAGAUCUCCCCCGAAAAAUUGGCGGUGAAGCCGAUUGAGAAACAGCACCCGUUAGAGCUGCGCAAAGCGUGGCAAAAAGUUGCCGAAGCCGUCAAAAAGGGCGACUUUGACUUGAUCCACGAGGAGAAGCUGAAGAUCGAAAACGAGCAGAGAGAGCUCCGCAAAGAGGAAGCGGCGCUGGGCAAACCCUGGCAACAGCGGUGGUUCAGCUUGGUCGACUACGACGCCGCCGACGCCCCCGAGGACCGGUUCUUGACGUUGUGCAACUUCGCCAACUUGCUGGCUAAGAACUGUCCCCUGGGGCUGCUCAAGGGGCUGAAACACGACUCCGGCGAAGCCAAGCACUGGCGGUUCGUGCCCCUGAAGUGGAAGGAGGAGAAGGAAAUCACCCUUGUUUGA
This is a messenger RNA of Diutina rugosa, 1257 nucleotides long. Its product is annotated as oxysterol-binding protein. The coding region runs from base 1 to 1257 and encodes 418 amino acids. Gene Ontology annotation, cellular component: membrane; intracellular membrane-bounded organelle; cytosol. Gene Ontology annotation, biological process: maintenance of cell polarity; endocytosis; exocytosis. NCBI's taxonomy places the organism in Eukaryota, Fungi, Ascomycota, Pichiomycetes, Serinales, Debaryomycetaceae. Gene Ontology annotation, molecular function: oxysterol binding. The transcript has a single exon. The record is from RefSeq and is a predicted model, not a curated record.